AUGAGCAACUCAAACACGGACAUUGUAUUGGCAGGCGCAGCCGCUGCCUUCACGAUCGACCUGCUCAUCUACCCUCUCGAUACCAUCAAGACCCGAUAUCAGAGCCAGGACUACCUCAAGACCUUUGCAGCAGAACCCGCUGCCGCCAGACAGUCUCGAGCUACCGUAUUUCGAGGUCUCUACCAGGGCGUGGGCAGCGUCGUUGUAGCCACACUUCCCGCCGCCGGCAUCUUCUUCACGACCUAUGAGGCUACCAAGACAUUCUACUCUACCCUCUUCAAGCAGAAUGCCCUCCUCCCAAAUGGCUUUACCGUGCCCACGCCACUCAUCCACUCCCUGGCUUCAGGCACCGCAGAACUGGCAUCAUGUCUCAUUCUCACGCCCGCCGAGGUCAUCAAGCAGAACGCCCAGAUGAUCCGCUCGAGGGGUGACAGCAGCAGCAGCGGCAAAGGCGCCGGCGGGUGGAGGGGCAGCACGUCCAUCCAGGCGCUACGUAUCGUCUCCCAAUCUGGCGGUGCAUCGGGCGCCGCGCACCGCCUGCUGACAGGCUACACAGCCCUCGUGGCGCGCAACCUGCCGUUCACGGCCAUCCAGUUCCCCAUCUUUGAGGCGGUACGGCGGCAGAUCUGGGAAAGAAGGGACCGAUGGAGCAGGAGGGGGGCCUUGACGCGCGGGCUUCUCGAGACGGCCUACGUCAACGGGGCGAGUGCAGCUGCUUCUGGGGCGGUUGCAGCGGUGAUCACGACGCCGACCGAUGUGGUCAAGACCCGCAUGAUGCUCUCUGCUGGAGAGGAGAAGGCCACCACCGCUCAGGAGCAGACUAGAGAGGCACCAAGACGACAGAAGGUGAGCAGCCUGCAGGUGGCCCGCCUCGUGUACCAGGAGAGAGGCAUACAAGGUCUGUUUAGAGGCGGCCUCCUGCGAGCCGCAUGGACCGCCAUUGGUAGCGGGCUAUAUCUCGGCACAUACGAGGUCGCCAAAGUGUGGUUGAAAGGCACAGCCGGUGAGGAUGAAGAGGACCUUUAAUCAGGCCCACAGCGUUAUCUAAGGAGAACGAAGGCACACUUUGUUGAGGAGGUGGAGGUUGUGCGCAAAGUGCUUCCUAUUUGUGGUCUGCUGUUCCGUGGUUUCCAACGGUAGAUUUCUUUUAGAUUGUAACAGUAACAUGAGGGGCACACGGAGGUGACGGAACGCUCAAGAGAGUUAGUCAAAACCAAAAUCCGACCCAUGUGGUUUGU
This is a messenger RNA of Cryphonectria parasitica EP155, 1238 nucleotides long. RefSeq names its product mitochondrial carrier. Gene Ontology annotation, cellular component: mitochondrial inner membrane. Bases 1 to 1026 code for a protein of 341 amino acids. The record is from RefSeq and is a predicted model, not a curated record. The transcript has 5 exons. Gene Ontology annotation, molecular function: S-adenosyl-L-methionine transmembrane transporter activity. Lineage: Eukaryota; Fungi; Ascomycota; Sordariomycetes; Diaporthales; Cryphonectriaceae.